Molecule: messenger RNA, 760 nt
Organism: Charadrius vociferus (killdeer)
Lineage: Eukaryota; Metazoa; Chordata; Aves; Charadriiformes; Charadriidae
Gene: FAM237A
Exons: 2
Coding region: 8-556 (182 amino acids)
Source: RefSeq, a predicted model, not a curated record
UGACACAAUGGACUCGGGGAACAGAGGAAGAAUCCACUGCAACAUGAGACUCACCUGCUCUCUGCUAAUCAUGGGAGCAUUCUGUGUAACACCUUUCCUCUGCCAUAGCCAAAUUGAUCCACUAGCUCUUGGGCGAGCAGACCCCCAGUGUUGGGAAUCCUCCUCAGCUGUCUUACUGGAGAUGAGGAGGCCUCGCAUUUCUGACUCUGUCAGUGGCUUUUGGGACUUCAUGAUCUUCCUGAAAUCAUCAGAGAACUUGAAACAUGGGGCUCUGUUUUGGGACCUGGCUCAGCUCUUCUGGGAUAUCUAUGUGGACUGCGUGCUCUCCAGAACCCAUGGCCUAGGGAGAAGACAGCUAGCAGAAGCUGAACAGAAGAUCGCUACUCUACGUUCUCAGUUCACAGGGAGAAACCAAGGGAUAUUUUCUCAUAUUCAGAGGUCGCCAGUUCUGAAGAAGAAAGACUCAUUUGAAGAUUUAAUAAGUAUCCACAUGCAUAAGAGUAGAUCUACAUUACUUGGAAGAAUCAUUGGAGAGCUAGGGAAAAAGAGUAAAUGACACGUUCAGUCCAAGAUCUUGAUUUGUAGAUGUUUUUUAACUACUUCUCUUUAAUUUUGCAUUUUAUUCCUCAUUGAUGUUAAUUUACAUUGUGGAAGAAGGCGUAUAACUAUGAGCACUGUAUCUCUCAUUAACUUGGAGUUGUGGGUUUUUUUAAUUACCUAUGAAUUCAGUCUCCUUAAUAAACUGCAUGAUUUAUAAGCA